GAGGCCGCUAGGGCUCCUCUCACAUAAAUGACGUUCAGAGAGAGGGAGCGGGAGAGCAGCGCAGAGAGGCGCCUCCGUCCCCUCUCUCCGGCGCAGGCACACGCGCACCCCGGGGCACUCGCACCGGGACGCGGGCACAGGUCCCGGCCCGGCUCCCGCCGCACACACACAAAGGCACAUCGCGGCGGCGGCGGCCGCUCGGCAUCCCUUGCCCGCCCGCCUGCUCACUCCCUCCCUUCGCCCGGGGACGGGCUCCUGGCUCCUCAGGCUUUUUCAAUCCUUUUCCAUGCCUCGGGAUAACGCACCCUCUGGACCUGCAGCUACCCGGAGUCUGAGGGAUUUUGUGUCUCGGAUCCUGCCGCUGGACAGCGCCUACACACGCCUUUAAGGAAGCGGGCACCUACAAACUAGAUGUAAAGACGGAACCUCCACAGCAACCGAAGCCCGGGUCGGAAGAGCGCCCCCCGCCCAGGCCAGGCCCCGGGCCCGCCUCCGCAGAGAGGUCCCAGCCGGCACCCACCCCGCCGCCGCCGCCGCCCGCCGCCGCCUCCGUCCGCACCUCCAGCCCCACCAUUCAGCGCGCAAGAUACCCACCAGAUAUGCCCUGUGUGCAAGCGCAGUAUAGUCCUUCACCGCCCGGUUCGAAUUAUGCAUCCCAGACCUACGCCUAUGGCUCGGAGUACAGCUCAGACAUCAUGAACCCUGACUAUGCCAAGCUGACCAUGGACCUGAGCAGUACCGAAAUCACUGCCACGGCCACCACCUCCCUUCCCAGCUUCAGCACCUUUAUGGAGGGUUACUCUGGCAGCUAUGAGCUCAAGCCUUCCUGCCUCUACCAAAUGCAAACUGCCUCCUCUGGCCAGAGGCCCCUCAUAAAGAUGGAAGACACCCGGCUGUCGCCAUACCAGCCCUCACUGCCCCCAUCUACAGACGAGGGCAUGCCCAGCACUUCCAUGUACUUCAAGCAAUCUCCACCCUCCACGCCCACCACACCCGGCUUCCCUGCUCACCAGGGCCUGUGGGACGAGCCCCCGCUGCAGCCCACGCAGACCUGCCUGCCUCCCGGCCACCUGAUGGACGCCACCCCCAUGAAGACCGUGCCUCCGCGCUUCCCUCUCUUCCACUUCAAGCACUCGCCUCCGCACACGCCGUCCGCGGCCGCCCACAUGUGCUACGACCCUGCCUCGCUGAGCCUGCCCCUGGGCUCCGACAGGCCCGCCGCCAGCCAGGCUCCCAUGGAGGGCCAUUCCUACGGGCUUCACCUGGCCAAAAGACCAGCCACCUUAGCCUUCUCACCACUCGGCCUCAACGCAGCCCCCUCCAGCCUGAUGGGGGAGAGCAGCGGGAGCGGCAGCAGCGGCCUGCCGUCCCCGCCCAGCAGGAGCUCUUCGUCCGGGGAAGGCACCUGCGCCGUCUGCGGAGAUAAUGCCGCCUGCCAGCACUACGGGGUGCGGACAUGCGAGGGCUGCAAGGGCUUUUUCAAGAGAACAGUUCAGAAAAAUGCAAAAUAUGUUUGUCUGGCAAAUAAAAACUGCCCAGUGGACAAGAGACGUCGUAACAGAUGCCAAUACUGCCGGUUCCAGAAGUGUCUCAGUGUCGGCAUGGUUAAAGAAGUUGUCCGUACCGACAGCCUGAAAGGGAGAAGAGGUCGGCUGCCUUCCAAACCAAAGAGCCCCUUACAGCAAGAACCUUCCCAGCCCUCCCCACCCUCUCCUCCCAUCAGCAUGAUGAAUGCCCUCGUUCGAGCUUUAACCGACUCCACGCCCAGGGAGCUGGACUAUUCAAGAUACUGUUCCACUGAUCAGGCUGCUGCAGGCACAGAUGCAGAACAUGUACAACAGUUCUAUAAUCUCCUGACUGCCUCCAUUGACAUAACUAGAGGCUGGGCAGAAAAAAUCCCAGGAUUUACUGACCUCCCAAAAGAAGAUCAGACAUUACUCAUAGAAUCAGCUUUUUUGGAGCUGUUUGUACUAAGACUCUCCAUCAGGUCUGAUACUGCUGAAGAUAAGUUUGUAUUCUGCAAUGGACUCGUGCUUCAUAGACUUCAGUGCCUUCGUGGAUUUGGGGAGUGGCUCGACUCUAUUAAAGACUUUUCCUUAAACUUAAAGAGCCUUAACCUUGAUAUCCCAGCCUUAGCAAGUCUAUCAGCUCUAACUAUGAUUACAGAACGACAUGGAUUAAAAGAACCAAAGAGAGUGGAAGAGCUAUGCAACAAGAUCACAAGCAGUUUGAAAGAUCACUUAACUUUCAGUUGCCAAAACAAAGGACAACCGCUCGAGUCUGCAGAGCCGAAGGUACUGGGUGUUCUGGCUGACUUGCGUUCUCUCUGCACACUGGGACUGCAGCGCAUCUUUUACCUGAAACUGGAAGAUUUGGUGCCAGCCCCUUCCAUCAUCGAGAGGCUGUUUCUGGACACCUUACCCUUCUGAGUCAAACCACCCUCCUGAGAGGCAAACGCCCACCAGAGCAGGCAAACGGAUCGUGACUUACAGCUAACAUUUCUGCCCUCACUUAACAGAAAAGCCGCUCCGAGUCUAACAUGAGGUCUUUUCUGGCUCUUUGUCCUUACAACCUGAGGCCUGAAACUUAGUGGCUUACUGGUUUGGGGUUGUGUUCUUUGUUUUCUUUUGUGUGAUUUGGGUUUUUUAAAUGGCUAAUAUGGCACUUUUGGACAAUGCUAUCCCAGCAGCAGUAAAAGGUUAAUAUGACUGUUUUAAAUCUGUUGUUUAACACCUCAUGGUCCAUGAGGAGUAAAAUUGUAGAAGCUGUGUUUGAAAGAACAGCAAAUUGUUGUUUGCCAGGGUAGUAUGUGUUUUGUGAGGAUACCUUUAGCAUACUUCCUGCAUCAAGGGCACAUACAUCAGCACAAUCUAAACAAAAAUUCACUUUUUUAGCAAAGUACAUUCAAUUAAACAUUUCAUACAAAUCAAAUAUAGCAAAAUGACAAUGGCUGUUAGCUCCCAUGUUCAAGUGCAAUUUUUUAAAGUGCUGUCUUACUAAGUCUCGUUUAUUAACUAAUUUAUUUUACUAGGAAAACAAACAGAAGAAAUCAAGGGAGAAAAUUACAUGCACUAACUUACCUGACAGAGUUUUCCAAACUUGAUUCCAUGUAGCGUGACUUAUUGACAAAUGUAUGUGGAAGACACGGGAGCAAUUGUGGCUCAGUUGUUCCUUAGCUAAGGAAACCCGAGUAAGUAGUGAUUGGAGCAUACAGGGUCAGUAUCAGGGAUAGUUCAGUUCUAGACUUCUAACACAAGCAACUCGUUAGUAAACAGACAGAAGAUGGUUUUCAAGAACAAGCAAGUCUUGUAAAAUAGUAUGAAUGUAAGUGCUAGGAAGGAUAUAGUGGGCUGCGUUUAAACAUUCCGUGUUCGUACUCCUUUUUGUAUGUUUAUACUGUUGAUGCCAUAUUAAUAUGAGAUAAUUUGUUGCAUAGUGUCUUUAUUUGUAUAAAUGUUUGUAUGCAUGGUAUAUUGUAAUGGCUUUGCCUGUAUUUAUUGCAAUGACUGCCAGCUCAUGGGAACCCUGUUACACAUGAUAACUAAAUGGGGUGUUCACACUGACUCAGAUACACCAGUUGGAAAACUAUAUACAUAUAUAUAAUGUGUAUGUAUAUAUAUGUAUAUACCUAUAUUUGUGUGCGUGUGUGUGCGCGUGUCUUUUUAUUAACCAUUUGUAUAUAAAAUAUCUGUCAAAUCACAAGCAGAGUUAUUUUACAGUUUAUUUGCAGUGACUUCUAAGGCAGUACUGUUUAGCACUUUGAUAUUAAAAUCUUGCUCAUGUUUUGCUAAAUUCAAAUGAUAUUUAAAAAGUUCAGUUCUAAAAAACUUUAUAUGCACUGUAUUAAGUCAAAAUUUUGUUGGUCAUUUUGCUAAAGAAAUUUUUGAAUGUCAACCUGAUGUCACUGUAUCUUUUGUUAGCUUUAAACAUUCUAGCUUUUGUCUUUUUUUAAACUAUGCUGUUUAUAUGGAAAUUAAAUUAUACAAUCAAACAGAUGCCAAAUGAAUUGCCUAAUUGCUGCAAAGGAUAACCCAGAUAUUGAGUCACUGUAUGGUUUUCAAAAAGUAAUCUGGUAUUUUAUCACUUACUAUGUUUGGAUGUGCUUUUAUGAAAAAAUUAUUCUUAUAUCAAGAUUUAUAGUAGUGUCAAUAGGGAAACAGACUUCUAAUCACUAUAGUUAAUAUUUCUGGUUUACCUGCAGAUAAUAUUUGGAAAAGUAUUGCUUUUUGUAUUGACUUUUAAGCUUAUGUGCAAACAUAAUAGCAUAAUUAAAUAUCAGAGAAGCUAAUGUUUCUUGUAGGUUGCUGUAACAAGCCUGACCAGCAAGACAAAUAUAUUUUGACUGAAUUUGCUUUUGUAUAUACUAAAUAUAUAUAUAUACAUAUAUAUAUAUACACACUCACACACAUGUGCGCAUACAAAAACAUACAGACAUAAAAUCCAAAAAGAGAAUAUUUGCUUUUGCCUCCUUGUGUAAGACACAAGGUCCCUUGAGAAAUUGCUUUUAUCUAGGGACAAAUCCUGCUGGGUGCUGAGCACCAGCCAGACAAGGGCUUGCAGGAGCUUUUUUUGCGAGCGGGCCCUUAUCAAGGAUUUUCAAGCAAAUCAGCAUAGUACAGUAAAAUUGCUUUUUUGUUGAGCAAGGUUUAUUUAUUAAGUGGAAUGUGAGUGGGAGGAAGCAGGUUGAGAGCCCCGUGUGAGAUUUCACGUAGUCUGUGUCCUCCAGUCUUCCAUAGAUAGUCUUAGCUGUGAUACUCUCCCAAAUCCCAUCAUCUGUGGAAUUGUCCUUCAUGUCAACUCCAAUACACUGAUUCAUCCUAGAGUACAGCCGGUGACCUGUCACAGUGGUAAAAGAAAGAGUUAAUGCAGAAUAAAUCUACUACUAUUCUUAGAGCUCUCUCAGUGUGAACAUGCCUUUGUCUAGGCAGAAUUCAGGAAUAUAUCAGGUGUUAAGGGAGAGUGCCUUGCUUUUAUUUCAGACAACAGUGUCUCAAGAGUUUCUUCACUCAGCUAACCACAGUACUUUUUUCUUUUUUAUUUCUUUUCCUUUUUUUUUUUGUGGUGUUAACCUGUGGGUUGAAAGAAAUGCUCAUGUACAUAUACAAUGUAAAUUAAAAUUAUUAAAUUGAAUAACAUUUUUUUCAGAG
This is a messenger RNA of Catharus ustulatus (Swainson's thrush), 5147 nucleotides long. It is a transcript of the gene NR4A3, whose product is annotated as nuclear receptor subfamily 4 group A member 3. The transcript is spliced from 8 exons. The record is from RefSeq and is a predicted model, not a curated record. Bases 600 to 2429 code for a protein of 609 amino acids. Gene Ontology annotation, cellular component: nucleus; transcription regulator complex. Gene Ontology annotation, molecular function: nuclear glucocorticoid receptor binding; RNA polymerase II cis-regulatory region sequence-specific DNA binding; zinc ion binding. Gene Ontology annotation, biological process: cellular response to corticotropin-releasing hormone stimulus; regulation of transcription by RNA polymerase II. NCBI's taxonomy places the organism in Eukaryota, Metazoa, Chordata, Aves, Passeriformes, Turdidae.